Camelina sativa (false flax) is the source of this 1528-nucleotide messenger RNA. The record is from RefSeq and is a predicted model, not a curated record. Lineage: Eukaryota; Viridiplantae; Streptophyta; Magnoliopsida; Brassicales; Brassicaceae.
UAAACUGAGAAUAAAAUAAGGCAACAGCUCACAAAGGAGACACAGCACUCAUCAUUGAAUGUAGAAUUUAAAAGUCUCCUCCCUACGCUCUCUCCUCUCUGAUCCAUUACAUUCACCGUAAUUUCAAAUCGCAGAAACCUCUGCUUCUACCAAGGAGGGUUAAAAGAAGAGAGAGAAAAAUGGUGAUGGGUGCCAAUUUCAAGGAGAUUAGGACCAAGAAGACUUUCAUUGGUCUUGGUUUGGGACAGCUCCUCUCACUUCUUUCUACUUCUAAUGGUUUUACAUCUUCUGAGCUCGCCAGGAAAGGGAUCAAUGUUCCAACAUCGCAAACAUUCCUAAAUUAUGUGUUACUGGCAGUCAUCUAUGGAGGUAUUAUGCUGUAUCGAAGACCCGAAAUUAAGGUGAAAUGGUAUUACUAUUUCCUCGCUUUAGUUGAUGUGGAGGCGAAUUUUCUUGUGGUGAAGGCUUAUCAGUACACAUCAUUGACAAGUGUCAUGCUACUGGACUGCUGGGCGAUCCCUUGCGUUUUGGUCUUGACUUGGGUUUUCCUGAAAACAAAAUACAGAUUGAUGAAGAUCAGUGGUGUGGUUAUCUGUAUUGUUGGUGUUGUUAUGGUAGUUUUCUCUGAUGUUCAUGCAGGGGAUCGAGCUGGAGGAAGUAAUCCUAUCAAAGGAGACUUUCUUGUCAUAGCUGGGGCAACCUUAUAUGCUGUCAGUAAUGCCACUGAGGAGGAGACACAGUUGAUGGUGAAGGCUUAUCAGUACACAUCAUUGACAAGUGUCAUGCUACUGGACUGCUGGGCGAUCCCUUGCGUUUUGGUCUUGACUUGGGUUUUCCUGAAAACAAAAUACAGAUUGAUGAAGAUCAGUGGUGUGGUUAUCUGUAUUGUUGGUGUUGUUAUGGUAGUUUUCUCUGAUGUUCAUGCAGGGGAUCGAGCUGGAGGAAGUAAUCCUAUCAAAGGAGACUUUCUUGUCAUAGCUGGGGCAACCUUAUAUGCUGUCAGAGGAGACACAGUUGAGUUGAUGACCUUUAUGGGAUUUUUUGGUGCCAUUAUUAGUGCCAUUCAGAUAAGCAUAUUUGAACGUAGUGAGCUCACAGCUAUUCACUGGUCAACUGGAGCUGUUUAUCCUUUCCUUAGAUUUGCACUCACAGCGUUUCUGUUCUACUCAUUAGUCCCGGUCUUACUCAAGACUAAUGGUUCAACAAUGUUCAACCUCUCGUUGCUCACGGCAGACAUGUGGUCAGUUUUGAUACGCAUUUUCGCAUACCAUGAGAAGGUGGAUUGGCUAUACUUCUUGACAUUUGCUACUACAGCUAUAGGACUGAUCAUAUACUCAAUUAAGGAGAAAGAUCUUGAGGAACACAACAGAAGUGGAGAAGCGAUUGACGAGGAGGCUGAGUGGAAAAAGUUGGUCGACGAGGAUGGUGAUCCGGGAUCCUAACCACAGCGGAUUUUCUCUAUGUCAUCGACUGUGAGAUUAAUAGAUUAUUGCUUCCAGAAAAAACAAAGGAACUUACGAGUAGAGAA